AUGACAGACAACCAGGCGGAUUCCAAUUUUCGCUCCAUCGUGAAUGCUGCUGCUGCAACGUGGUAUUCGCGGCACACGGGUUCACCCGAACAUAUCCAAUCUAAUAGCGGUAGCCAGCAGGAAGCCGGUUCCGACCACGUAGAUGAAAAUGAGGGUCCGGCAAUAAAUGACCCGGUAACGAAUGGUUCGGAAUUCCACAGUAAUCUAACUACCUGGGAAAGCACAUUGGAAGUUCUGCCGGAUGAGAUGAAGAACAUGCCACUCCCGGUUCACCCGCUCGCCCAAGCUUUGGCGGAGCAGCGUACCUUACGUCAAGUCGAAUGGAAUCGAUAUAGGCAGCAAGGUGGAUUCAAACCAAGGACGGCUAUUGACUAUAGUUCCUUGAUGAUCUACUUAUCAGGACAAGUCAACCCAAAUCCAUGUCGCAACUGUCGGUUAAAGAAUGGCCCCUUCGCCCGCUGCAUCGUGGCACCUCCCUCAGUUCUCGCAUUGAGCAGCCUUAAGCACGCGUGUGCCAACUGCACCUACCAGAACCAGCACAAAAAGUGUACAAAUCUCCCUAUUGACGACGAGGAAUUGGUAGCGAAGAGCCGGAUGGCUAGGUCGACCCAGAAAUUAAAAAAUCCCGCUCCGAUGAAGCCCCCUGGCCGGAGACCUAACUCUAUUUCUGAUGGCACUCCUCACUAUACGCCAAGGUACAAACCGGAUCAAAAGCAAAUGAUUCGCAAACCCACAGCGCGUAGCAUUACUGCAGACGCAUUCGGCGACAAGCUUCGUCAAGUUCGCUCAUGGUCACCGCGAUCUCGACGGCUGAUGAAGGCUGAAGUAAUGCAAUGGGAGGCAGCGAUUAUGACGAUCGAGGCUGAGAAUACCCGAUCUCCGCGUAUAGACCGUGUGCUCGAUAGUCAAGGCCAGCUCGAAAUAUCCAAUAAGCCCAUUGGCCUCCCACCUACUUCACAAGCCCCUUGGCACCCCAGUGAAUCUUAUUCGGGCUUGACUGGCGCUGCUUCGAUGGACGAGUCUUUGGAUGAAAUAGAAGCUGAGGAAUACGGUGAGAUAUAUAGCCGGCAUCAGAUGGCAGAGGAUGACGAAGACGAAAACGAAGGGGAGAGUGAUUAUGAAGGCUCACCGUGGGUUGGUUACCACGGUAUAGGACCCGGACUGAAACCUCCGCUUUAA
Daldinia decipiens is the source of this 1179-nucleotide messenger RNA. RefSeq lists its product as uncharacterized. The transcript is spliced from 2 exons. The record is from RefSeq and is a predicted model, not a curated record. Lineage: Eukaryota; Fungi; Ascomycota; Sordariomycetes; Xylariales; Hypoxylaceae. Bases 1 to 1179 code for a protein of 392 amino acids.